CAAAAACAUCCAUAUGAACACAUUACAAACUUCAAUUUUUGUAUAAACCCAGAAAUCCUUUAGAUGCUUUCACAUUUCUCGACUCCUCAUCUUCUCCAAAUUCUCCAUCGAUGUCCUUCACAAACAGUUCGUUAAUGGGGUUUCUGCUAUUACUCUCUUUCUCUCUCAUCGUUUCUCUGUCAUCUGGAGCCGACACAAUCACUGCAAAUCAAUCUAUUUCCGGCGAUCAAACAAUCAGCUCGAAAGAUGAAAAUUUUGAAUUGGGGUUCUUCAAAGCAGGUAAUUCUUCAAACUAUUACAUAGGUAUAUGGUACAAAAAAGUUACCACAAGAACUAUCGCUUGGGUAGCAAACAGAGAAACACCUGUUUCCGAUAGAUUCACAUCUGAAUUGAAAAUCAUUGAAGGUAACUUAGUUUUGUUAAACGAGUCAAAAUCCCCAAUUUGGUCAACAGGACUCAAUUCUUCUUCCUCUUCUUCUUCUUCUUCUUCCAAUUCGAAUUCUGUAAUUGCUGUUCUUCUCGAUGAUGGAAACUUCGUAUUGCGAAAUGGGUCAAACUCAACUGAACCCAUUUGGCAAAGCUUCGAUUUUCCAGCUAAUACUUGGUUACCUGGUGCUAGAAUCUCGUACAAUAACAUAACAGGAAGAAAACAGCUUUUAACUUCAUGGAAAAGCAUGGAAGAUCCAGCAGAAGGAUUGUUUUCUUUAGAGCUUGAUCCAAUUGAGAAGCAGUAUUUGAUUAAAUGGAACAGAACAACACAAUAUUGGACGAGUGGACCAUGGAAUGGCCGAAUCUUUAGCGGAGUUCCUGAAAUGAGAUCGAAUUACAUCUACAAUUUCAGCUACGUUUCAAACAUAAACGAAAGUUAUUUCACUUACUCUUUGUAUAACCCUUCAAUCAUAUCAAGAUUCGUAAUGGAUGUUUCUGGUCAAAUUAGGCAAUUAUCAUGGCUAAACGCAACCCAACAAUGGAAUCUCUUUUGGUCUCAACCAAGAACACAAUGUGAAGUUUACGACUUUUGUGGCGCAUUUGGAUCAUGUAGACAAAGUGGUUUACCAUUUUGCAAUUGCUUAACAGGUUUCAAUCCCCGAUCACAAUCCGAUUGGGAUCUGAGCGAUUUUUCAGGUGGGUGUGUGAGAAAAACAGUCGUACAAUGCGGAAGAACAUCAGAAAAAUACGGGUUUCUCGAAAUUUCAUCUUCAAUCGCUCGAAAGCCACCGAAUUCGACUUCUUUACCUCUUUCAAGCUCAUCCGAAUGCAAGAACACAUGUUUGAAUAGCUGUUCUUGUAACGCAUACUCUUAUGAGAACAACGCAUGUUCGAUUUGGAAUGGAGAACUCUUGGAUCUUACAGAAAAUAGCAACGAGGUGAUGAUUUAUGUCAAAGUCGCUUCGAAAGAUCUUCCUAGUAACAAGAAAAACAAUGCGGUUAUCAUCGGUGGGGUUGUUGGGUCUAUUGUAGUUGUUGUCUUUAUCUUGGGUUUGGUUUUAUUUUUAAUUUAUAGAAGAAAAAUGAAAAAUCCCGGGAAAACAUCGGUUGAGGGGUCGUUGAUUUCGUUUGUGUAUCGGGAUUUACAAACCGCAACAAAAAAUUUCUCGGAAAAACUCGGAGGUGGUGGAUUUGGUUCGGUUUUUAAAGGUACACUGUCUGCAGAUAACAGUGACGUGGCAGUCAAAAAGCUGGAAAGUGUUAGUCAAGGAGAAAAGCAGUUUAGAACCGAAGUGAGUACAAUCGGGACAAUUCAACAUGUGAAUCUUGUACGUCUUCGUGGGUUUUGUUCGGAAGGUAGUUAUAAACUAUUGGUCUACGAUUACAUGCCAAAUGGAUCUCUAGACGCGCAUCUUUUUAAAGACGAAAAGUGUCUUAAUUGGAAAACAAGGUUUCAAAUUGCUCUAGGAAUAGCUCGAGGGUUGGUUUAUCUUCAUGAGAAAUGUCGCGAUUGUAUCAUUCAUUGUGAUAUAAAACCCGAAAACAUUCUUUUAGACAAUGAUUUGUGUCCAAAAGUUGCGGAUUUUGGUCUUGCGAAGCUUGUGGGGAGGGAUUUUAGUAGGGUUUUGACAACAAUGAGGGGGACACGAGGGUAUUUAGCACCCGAAUGGUUAUCGGGAGUUGCCAUUACAAUGAAAGCGGAUGUUUAUAGCUAUGGAAUGAUGGUUUUUGAGUUGGUAAGUGGGGUGCGUAAUUCGGAACAUUCUAGAAAGUUUUUUCCCAUGCAUGCGGCGAAUGUUCUUAUAGGGGGUCAUGAUGAUGUUCUUGGAUUAUUAGAUCCUAAAUUGAAUGGGGAAGCGAAUGUUGAAGAAGUUAUGAAACUUUGUAAAGUUGCUUGUUGGUGUAUACAAGAUGAUGAAGAAAGUCGUCCUGCAAUGAGUCAAGUUGAACAAAUUCUUGAAGGGGUUUUGGAUGUGAAUAUGCCUCCGAUGCCUCGAUCUUUACAAUUGUUUGUUGAUAAUGAAGGUAAUGAUGUUGUUUUCUACACCGAGUCAUCUUCGAGUCAGACUUCUCAAGCUCAAAGCAAUCCCUCGAGUGGUGUUUCUCAGGCUAAGAGUGAUUCCUCAUCUUGAAAGAAUCAUUGUAAGAUCAUAUUCAUAAAAGAAAAUCACGAAAAGAAAAAUGAACAAAAUGGCUAGAAGUUUUGAAUUGAAUUACUACCUUUUUUACUCUUUACACGAAAUUACCACAUAUUUCGCAAUGGGUUGGCUACAAAAUCUCAUUAAAAUCUUAAAGAAAAAGGAUUUUUUUUUGGUGAAAAAAAAGGUUUUGUAAGAUUUUUUUUAUGUGGCAAUAGAUCAUUCAAAGAUCCAUUUUACAAAAUAUGUGGUAAUUUUGUUGGAAAAAAGUUAAAAAGUUGAUAUUUUUUUUUGAAGUCCUACUUUCAUUUUGUUCAUUUUUGUGAUUUUCUCUAUCUAUAUACAAUAAAGAUGAUUCUUGUGACAAACACGUACCUUUGUGUGCAAGGUGUAUUUUGUAAUUUACGUGAGUCGAUUAAAUGGUUCCUCUCCCUCCAUUAUUUUUCUUUGUAGUUAUGUUAUGUAUAUAAGGGUAGGGAAGAUAUAUAAUGGUAAGUUCCAAUGUUUGGGUA
Molecule: messenger RNA, 3079 nt
Organism: Lactuca sativa (garden lettuce)
Lineage: Eukaryota; Viridiplantae; Streptophyta; Magnoliopsida; Asterales; Asteraceae
Product: G-type lectin S-receptor-like serine/threonine-protein kinase At2g19130
Biological process (GO): recognition of pollen; protein phosphorylation
Molecular function (GO): protein serine/threonine kinase activity; ATP binding
Source: RefSeq, a predicted model, not a curated record